Oryza sativa Japonica Group (Japanese rice) is the source of this 1079-nucleotide messenger RNA. RefSeq names its product ras-related protein RABH1e. The record is from RefSeq and is a predicted model, not a curated record. NCBI's taxonomy places the organism in Eukaryota, Viridiplantae, Streptophyta, Magnoliopsida, Poales, Poaceae. Gene Ontology annotation, biological process: vesicle-mediated transport. Gene Ontology annotation, molecular function: GTPase activity; GTP binding.
AACAAAAACAAAAGCUUCGAAACGCAAAAGUCGCCUCUUUCCUUCUCCGUUCAAAGCAAGCCCACCUCGUUCCUCCUCCUUUACACCUUCCUCUUUUCCAUCAUCUGCACGCGUUCGUCCAAACUCCGAAACAAGAAAGCUCAAACUCGAUUUCGAAAUUUUCGAAGCCCCAAUUCUCUCCUCCCACACGCGGAAUCGAUCAGCGCAGCGCAGGGUAGGCUAGGCGUCGGCGUGCUGUGAUGGCGCCGGUGGUGUCGGCGCUGGCCAAGUACAAGCUGGUGUUCCUCGGCGACCAGGCGGUGGGGAAGACGGCCAUCAUCACCCGCUUCAUGUACGACAAGUUCGACGCCACCUACCAGGCGACGAUCGGGAUCGAUUUCCUCUCCAAGACGAUGUACCUCGAAGACCGAACCGUACGGCUGCAGCUUUGGGAUACAGCUGGGCAGGAGAGGUUCCGGAGCUUGAUCCCAAGUUACAUCAGGGAUUCUUCUGUGGCAGUGAUUGUUUACGAUGUGACUGACAGGCAGUCCUUUUUGAGUAUAUCGAAGUGGAUUGAAGAGGUAAAUACACAACGAGGCGGAGAUGUGAUCAUCGUCCUUGUUGGAAAUAAAACAGACCUUGUUGACAAGAGGCAAAUAUCCACUGACGAAGGAGAAGCCAAGGCACAGGAGCACGGCGCCAUGUUCAUGGAAACCAGCGCAAAAGCUGGAUUCAACAUCAAGCCACUGUUUCGCAAGAUCGCUGCAUCGCUGCCUGGAAUGGAGGCGCUCUCAUCGGCAAAGCAGGAAGACAUGGUGGACAUAAACCUACGGCCUGCUGCCUCCGGGCAAAUACCUUCAGGGGCAGAAGCACAAGAAGAACAGAAAGCAGGCGGUUGUUCCUGCUGAGAGUUUUGUAUUCAGGGAAAUCGAGGUCGCUUCAGAGUUCAGACUUCAAAUUAGUACACACAGUGAAUUUCAGGUAGCUUGGAUUGUCAGUGCCGAUUCGAGUAUAGAGAAUAUUUAUGUGUAAUUUUUAACAGCGGCAUCUAGGUUUGAAACAGACAAAAAUUCCCUGAAGUUUCUAUGUUUUAUACCGCA